Protopolystoma xenopodis is the source of this 252-nucleotide messenger RNA. The record is from the annotation of a GenBank genome assembly. Lineage: Eukaryota; Metazoa; Platyhelminthes; Monogenea; Polystomatidea; Polystomatidae.
AUGAAGGUGCAUCGUGAAUUUUAUUUAGAAUUUAGUGCUGACCCGCAGGCCUUCAUUUCGCGCUGGCUGGCCAGUCAGUGUCGCGAUCUUCGCGUCAUGACCGAUGCCAUUCCAGGCCACCCGGAAGAAGAGAGGCGAUCGGAGUUCUAUUAUGCCCCUUGGAUGCAGGAGGCUGUGAUGCGGUACUUCUAUAACAGGGUAAACCUAGCCAAAAUAUUUUUUGCAUAUUCUAUUUUUUACUUGCUUACUUGA